CCGGAAUAGCAACAAGAAGAAAUUCGCCCCUAUAUAUAGACGGUGGAGGACUCCAGAUAACUAUAGUUCCAAUCUGUUCAUUGGUAAGAGCUAAGCUCAAAUCCCUCAAAAUGAAAUUCUUCAUCUUUGCUUUGGCCCUGAUCGCUUUGGCUGCCGCCAAGCCCCAGGACGACAAGUACACCACCAAGUACGACAGCGUCGACAUCGAUGAAAUCCUGAAGUCCGAACGUCUGUUCAAGAACUAUUACGCCUGUCUCAUGGACACCGGAGCUUGCACCCCAGAUGUCAACGAACUGAAGCGUGUCCUGCCCGAUGCCCUGGAGAACAACUGUGCCAAGUGUAGCGAGAAGCAACAGAACGACAGCACCAAGACCAUCAAGUACCUGACCGAGAACAAGCCAGAGGAAUGGAAGGCUCUGAAGGCCAAGUACGAUCCCGACAACAAGUACGUCGAGAAGUACGUUGCUGAUGCCGACAAGGAAGGAAUUAAGCUGUAAAUUUUGAAAGAUUUUGUGGAUAAGACUGAACGAAAAAUAGUCGACUUACUGCUGUGAUAUUGGUGAUGAUUAUGUGUUUCGCGAUUGACCAACAACGAAUCCGAUGGAAAGUAAUUUCUAUGAAUCUUCAAUUCUGAUGAAAUAGAUGUGACAAUAAACGAUUUUAAAAUUAAA
Messenger RNA from Aedes aegypti (yellow fever mosquito), 671 nucleotides. RefSeq names its product ejaculatory bulb-specific protein 3. The record is from RefSeq and is a predicted model, not a curated record. Lineage: Eukaryota; Metazoa; Arthropoda; Insecta; Diptera; Culicidae. Bases 111 to 497 code for a protein of 128 amino acids. The transcript is spliced from 2 exons.